This is a messenger RNA of Gigantopelta aegis, 3993 nucleotides long. Its product is annotated as serine/arginine repetitive matrix protein 2-like. Gene Ontology annotation, molecular function: mRNA binding. The record is from RefSeq and is a predicted model, not a curated record. Lineage: Eukaryota; Metazoa; Mollusca; Gastropoda; Neomphalida; Peltospiridae. The transcript has 13 exons. The coding region runs from base 163 to 1785 and encodes 540 amino acids.
UCCGGUUUCGUCCAUUUUUAAUGAAAGUAAAAUCGAUAUCUGUAAUCGUUUUUAACGUGAAGACUAUAUAUGAUUUUAUACUGAUGUGACAAAACACGAUAACCGUCUAUAGUGUAUACUCUACUGAAAAAAAACGAAAUUGACUGAGUUUAACUGAGCAUUAUGUACAAUGGUAUUGGACUGUCGACAGCCAGAGGAAGUGGCACAAAUGGCUUCGUACAGCGAAAUAUGUGUGCUGUCCGCAAGCAUAAGGACAAGGUGGAUUAUAAAUCGGAGGAACAGUUGAAGAAACUGGACCAGAUGCUGAUCAAACAGCCAAAUCAAGAAAUAAUGAACCACGACAGAAAGCGCAAAGUUGAACUGAAAUGCAUGGAAAUGCAAGAACUUAUGGAAGAGCAAGGCUAUUCGGCUGAAGAUAUUGAAAUCAAAGUUUCUGUAUUCCGCAAGAUGUUGAUGGAAAAAGAAGGAGUUUCUGAAGCAGGGGUUGACAAAGAUGAAAUGGGCAGACCAAUUGCUAAAGAAACACACCAGCUUGCUCAAGCGAACCAGGAGAAGAAUGCACGGUUACGGGAAGCUUUUGGUCUGGGGGACUAUGUCGAGGGCAGUGCAUUCGACCCAGCCAGAAAAGCCAAAGAGGAACAGGCCAAAGCUUUGGCAAUGGCUCAGAAAAAAUAUCAAUAUCUUCAAGAGAGUUCUGAAUCUGAAGAGGAUCCGUCACCACCAGCAAAACGAAAGAAAAAGAAAUCACGCAAAAAACAUAAGACGGAGCAUCGCGAUGAUAGCAGUUCUCCAGAAAGACCAGAAAAAAAGAAGAAGAAAUCGAAAAAACAUAAGCAUGAUCGUUCUGAAUCUAAGAAACAAAAAAAAAGCAAAAAAAGUAAAAAGAGAGUUGAAGAGAAGAAAUCUAAGAAGCGUAUUUCCAGUUCCAGUUCGGGCAGUGAUGUUGACAGUGUCUCAGGUUCAGCCAGUUCGCAAGAUUCUGACGAUUCCAGCCUUGAAAGGUGUUCAAGAAGCAAGAAAAAACAAUCGACAGGACAGAGUUCAGAGACUGCGAGAGUAACACAGAAGUCGACUCUGAAUUCUCCUCUCAGAAAAAAGCAGACAAGACAUUCUCCCAGUCUUUCACCAAGGCCCGCAAAAGAGAACGGCACAUCAAAGUCUAAAAGUUCCAAUGGUUACCAGAGAAAUGGUAAGUUGCCAGUCUCGUCACCAGUUCCACACAAGCGAAGCAAGUCUUCGAGUUAUUCUCCAGAUGAAAGACAAAAAUAUUCCAAUCCCAAAUCCAGGGAAAAGACGAGUGAGUCGUUGCCAAGCAAACGGUCGUGGGAGAAAUAUGACAAGAGGAGGAGGUCACGAUCACGAUCCAAUUCACGAAGGUCAUCUCGCAAGAAAUCGAGAAGAAGUUCAAGAUCACCAACUAGCUCACGGUCGAGGUCAAGUUCAUACUCGAGGUCAAGAAGUUGUUCAAGAAAGAGGAGUUACUCGCGUUCUCAUUCACGAGGUCGAAGGAGGUCACACAGUAGGAGUUCCAAUCCUCGCCUGCGGUGCUCUCGAAGUCCGUCUAUUAGGAGACGGAAAGGAUCUCCAAGUCAUCUGGACAAGCGACGUAUCACAAGUGCGAGGAAACGACCAGUCCCUUAUUAUCGACCAACGCCUCCAUCAGACAGUUCGGAGGAAAGCUACAGGUCAAGUAGGUCACGUUCCCGUUACCACAGUAGGAGUCCGGUCUAUCGCCGUCGCCGAUACCGACGCAGUUUGAGUUUGUCCAGUCUCGACAGUCACUGAAUACAGGAGCAGCUUCACUGAUUUGUUUUUGUUUUGAAAUGUGAUAUUAUAAAUAAGUUAUUAUUUAAAUUAAGUUAUGGUUUACACCUCACGCUUGCAGACAGCUGGAUGAAUUGUCCAAAAAGCAAUUCUGCAAAGAAAACAAAAUGUUUAAAGCUAUUGUUGUAAGGGCUAAUAGUAUAAAGAAGUGUUUACCUUGGUAUUAACUCCAUUUUGAAGCAGUAAAGCAGGUUGGUUUUUUUGCAAGUGUAUUUGUUUUCAUUUGCUAUGUGCAAUAGAGUAAUCAUUGUGCUUCGUGGUCUCGAAGCUCUCAUUUUAAUACUCAUAAAUUUGUCUUUUCAUACAUUUGGCAUUUGUUUUAAUUACAGUCAUAUGUCUUAAAAUGUAAAAUAAACCUUUUACUUGACUUCCAUUUGGUCCCCUAACAAAAUAAAUGCCUGCUUUUUUGUGGGUUUAUUAUUUUAGACAAAAAUCUAUAUUGAAAAACUACAAAUUGUUACAAUGUCCAGAAUAUUCAUAUUCUAAGCAAGAAAAUUUAAAUCAAUUGGAAUUUUAAUAAAGUAAAAAAACAAUUGCUGAAAACCUUUUUAAAAUGGCUACAAAUUCAGAAUUGUCCUUAUAAAAGUUGUAAUCAAACCUUUUCUCCAACUAAACCUGCAAACGAAUGCCAAUUGUAUUAAUACAUAUCAGUGAAGAUAUCAGAUAUCGGGGAUUCACUUGAGACAGCUGAAUGGUCUUUCAGUAUUUUAUUGGUGCAUUAUUUUUAAUGUUUUAUCUUACUUGCACAUGUUGUGACUUUUAAAACAUUAUUUUUACUAGUGUUUUUUUAUGUUGUUGUUUUGAAAAAAAAAAGUUAUUUGUUUUACCAAGACCACAAUACACACAUUUCAGUUUUGUUGCAAACGUGUAUAUUAUAAUGUAUUUUUUGCUAACCAAGUGUUUCCUGCCCAGUGUUCUCUGCAGAAAGUCUAAGAUACAUUGAGAUGUCUCUGUUCAAUAAUCACUAUUUGACAAGUACUAAUGAAGCCCAGGAAUCAUGGUUACCAUUUCAUUUGUUGGAAGAUAUAGCAGCAGAAUGUAGCUGUGGUAGUCUCUACCCUAUGUACAAGAGCACCUACAUUUUUAUCUUUCUUAAUAAAUCCACUGGGUUUUAUUUAAUUCUGAUCAGUGUUCACUUUGGAUAUACCCCUACACUGUUGAUGCCCAAUACAUAACUGAUUAAAACUGAUUAAAACUGAUUAACCUCACCAUCAGUGUAAGACUUCAUUUAUUAUUAUAUAUAUUUUUUUUUUUGUUGUUGUUGCUUAUAUUCAAUUAAGGUUUAAGUAAGGGAGAAUUCUGUUUAGUGAUCAUUUUAUCUCUCUGGGUGGAACAGUACCUACCAGCCUUAUAAGUGACUCUUUACAUAGCAAACUUAAUAUAGACUUAAUAUAUGGUUUGUUGUAGUGGCUUUGAAUUAUGGAUCCACUUUAACAUUUCAGAAUUCCUUCCUGAAAUAGAGACUGGUUGUUGACAUUUGGAACGCAGACUCCGUGAUGUGUUGUGAUCUUUUGUUUACUUUAUUCCACUUUGAAGAUGUUCUAUGAAUGUCGAGAAAGACCAAAUGGCUUAAAUCAUUUCUAUCAUAUUGUUACUUGGAUUCCAAAUUGUUUAAAGCCAACAAAUAAAGUCUAAAUACUUCGCAUUCUUAAUAUAUUUACUUUUAUGUGGUUACAAAAAAAUAUCCAUUUCUUAGUGUAUAGUGAAAUGAUACAAACUGUGAUACAAUGGAAAUUAUAUUGCAGUGUGCAAAAUAUUACAUCAUAAUUGCAAUCUGAAGAAAUUGUAAUUGGUCAACAAAAAGUAAUUUGAAUUGAAUCUGAGAGAAUAAGAAAGUAAUCAUAAAACCAUCAUCAAGAUCUGGCUGAUGGAAUUUUCAGAUACUUUGUUGAAUCUCGAGGAAUUUAUGUUUUUCGCUUGUCAUCGGUUUGUAAUUUUUGUAGUCUUGCAUUUAGUUUUUCUAAUAUAAUAAAUGAUAAAAUAUGUAUCUGGUUUAGUGCAUUCGGAAGGCACAUGAUGUGCAAAAGAGUAUUUCACUUUAUAUACGGUAUUUUGUUUGAACUGUUUGUAAUUAUUUGAAACAGUUAAGAGUGAUAUGUUUACAGUAUGCAAAACAAUGCAUGUCUUUAAAAUAUGCACAACUGAAUGACUUAUGGGGGGGGGGGGGGG